Molecule: messenger RNA, 651 nt
Organism: Ananas comosus (pineapple)
Lineage: Eukaryota; Viridiplantae; Streptophyta; Magnoliopsida; Poales; Bromeliaceae
Product: pleiotropic drug resistance protein TUR2-like
Exons: 1
Coding region: 200-634 (144 amino acids)
Source: RefSeq, a predicted model, not a curated record
AGGAUCGAUCAUCCCCCUUGAAUCUCUCCACCGAGCCGCGGUAAGCAGAACCUGAAGAAAGAAGCAGCAGAAGCAGCAGCAGCAGAGGCCAUGUUCCGGUGUUUGCUAUCUUCGAACUUCUAAGCUUCUGAGACGAAGCAUUUCCUGAUCUUCGUAUCGAGAUCUCGGGGACCCGCGAUUAGACCACGUUAAUUCAGAAAUGGAGAACUAUAGAAUUGGAAGUGCUGCAGGGAGCAUGCGGGGAAGCAUGCGAGGAAGCAUGCGGCGCACCGUCUCGUCAUGGCGGUCGUCGACUGCGAGCGACGUAUUCGGCAGGUCGGUUAGGGAGGAGGAUGACGAGGAGGCGUUGAAGUGGGCCGCGAUCGAGAAGCUUCCUACCUACGAUCGCAUGCGGAAAGGGAUACUCACGGCCGGGGGGGAAGGCGGGGUGGUGCAAGAAGUAGACAUUCUGGGACUCGGCCUUCAGGAGAGGAAGAACCUGCUCGAGAGGUUGAUGAGAACUGCAGAGGAAGAUAACGAGAGAUUCCUUCUGAAGCUAAGGAACCGAAUGGAACGGUACGUAAACCUUGUUUUCUUCCUAAUUAUUAUAUAUCUACUCGUAUAUCACCUCUAUAGGCUUGUUCGUGUACAAUGAAGUGUUGUCUUACAGCA